AUGUGUCCAAAAUCUGGGCGUGACAGAGCACCAAUUCGAGAACAGUUGGCAAAUACAGUUAUCCUCGAGUACCCAGUAAUCCAUGUCUACCUACCUUACCACGCUCAAGAUUUUGACGUAAUAAAACACGUCACGCCAAGUAAACCGGACACAAUCGAGGAGCUGCCUGUCACUUGUCAAGAUAGCCCGACCAAUAAAGGCGUGACAUUUAAAGAGGAAGAAAUCGAGGAUGCUGAUUUGUCGGAACCUCUAAUCUCAGACCUCACGAACAAAGACUGCGCAAUAAGGGGGACUGAGAAAGCACAGGAAGAGUUGGAGUGGGGCCCACAGUUCCAGACAAUCGAGGAUGGAAUAAAUAUCGAGGGGAAAUCGUGCAUUGAGCAACUGAAUGAGAUUGGCGACUUUGAUUUCGACUUGGACUUCAACCUGGAUAUGACUGACAUGUGUCCAGGGUUGGAUUUUGGGUGCAAUGACGAAUUAUUUAUGAACAAAGAAGAAGAACUGGAGGAAGGGGAAAUCCCAUGA
Messenger RNA from Striga hermonthica, 525 nucleotides. The record is from the annotation of a GenBank genome assembly. NCBI's taxonomy places the organism in Eukaryota, Viridiplantae, Streptophyta, Magnoliopsida, Lamiales, Orobanchaceae.